UUUCCAUUCCAGCAACCGGCACAUGUUAACAACCGGUCGCCGGUCGCCAGCUGCCACAGCUGCAACCAGCUGGCUGCCCUGAGUGAGCUGCGCCAGAUCGUCUUCCAGGGCUCUCAGCCAAAAUAUAUUUUUGUCUCUUAUCACCGUUACCAUCUGCAUCUUUUUUGCUAUUCUGCCAUUUCGUCGCAAAAGCAUUGCUAGUUACUACCAAAACACAGUACCUCAGUACAAUCAAAAGCUCUUCGCAGCAAUGUCUUGCCCUGACUGCUUCCGCGGCAGCAUCCACGAGGGAACCCCUCAAGGAAAAAUCACAAAACUCCACGGCCUCGACGCCUACAUUGCCGAGCCUGCGGCUGGAAAGGAAGUCAGGGGAUUCCUAGUCUUCAUUCCCGAUGCCUUUGGCUGGAAGUUUGGAAACAACCAGCUCCUGUGCGACAACCUCGCCGCCAAGAGCAGCUACAAGGUCAUCAUGCCCGAUUUCAUGAUUGGAUACGCAGCACCACUUUCUGUCUUUGAUGGCAUGAUGGCUAUUACUGAUGCCAAGACUAGCAUCUUUACCAAAAUCUACCACGGCUUCUCCGUCGCAUCCGGCAUCAUCCCAUUCCUAUUCGUCAACCGGCCCGGCGCAAGCUACCCCCGCGUAGUCAAGUUCUUUACCGCGCUCCGUGAAAACGAAGCCAAGGCGCUGCCCAUUGGCGCAACUGGAUACUGCUGGGGCGGCAAGCAUGUUGUGCUUCUCGCGCAGGGCGAAAAGGGCCCCGAUGGCAAGCCUCUUCUCGAUGCCGGCUUUACUGCACACCCUAGCAUGCUUGCGAUCCCUGGAGAUAUUGAGAAGGUUGUCCGUCCCGUCAGCUUUGCCCUUGCCGAAACUGACCAACAGAUCUCGCCCGAGCAGGCCAUCCGCCUCAAGAGCAUUAUAGACGCAAAGGAUGGCGAUGCAGCGGGUGAGGUUGAGAUUAUUAAGGGUACUGGCCACGGAUUUGCCGUUCGUGCCGAUAUGAAGUACCAGGACGUCGCCAAGCAGGCUGCUGCUGCUGAGGACAUGUGCAUCCACUGGCUCAACAAGCACUUUGGCGUGUCCAACUAGACGGUAGGGUUGGAGGACAUUUAGUUUUAAUUUGUAAUGCUACUAUUGGAUACCACUACUUAAUAAUAUAGCUAUGCUAGUCAAUCAUGACGAGAAAAAAACGUCUAAUGCAUUCUAUUUACCACCAUUGGCCAGCUGCACUGCCCGCGCAGCAGCUUUGCCGAAAUCCUCCUCAACAUAUAGUCCCAGAUUGGCCUCCUCGACAAGCCUCAAGCCGGCGGCCGAAUUCGUGCCCUGGAGACGCACCACUACGGGAACGUGAAUAUCCAUGCUGUCUGCUGCGCCAAUGAUGCUCUCGGCAAUCAUGUCGCACCUUGUUAUGCCGCCGUAGAUGUUGACGAGGAUGGCUUUGACACGCUCAUCCCGCAGGAUAAUGCCAAACGCCUCCAUCAUGGUCUCCUUUGUGGCCUGGCCGCCAGCGUCGAGAAAGUUGGCGCUCUUGCCGCCUGCAUUGCUAACAGCAUCAUUUGUGGCCAUUGCGAGACCAGCACCGUUGACCACGUUGCCAAUGUUGCCGUCCAUGCGAAUGUACACGAGACCAAACUUCUCGGCCGCCACUUCGUCGCUUACCUCUUGGUCCUUGUCGCGGAGCGCAAAGAGGUCCUUUUGGCGCUUGGCACCAUCAUCGUCAAAGGUAAAAUUGGAGUCAAUGGCCGUCAUGGCACCAGAUGAAGUGACACCAAGUGACGGAAUCUCGAGCAGCAUAGCAUCCUUGGCCUUGAAGAUGGAGUGCAUGGCCGUAAGGACGCCCCUGAGGUUCUUUGUUUGCGCAGCUGACAAGCCUGCCUUUUGCGUAAUGUUUGACAUUAAUUCAUCGGUGAUGCCCGCUGUGAGGCCAAAGGGAAACGUCAUGAGGCUCUCGGGAGACUCUUGGGCGAUUGUCUUGAUAUUCUUGCCGCCGCCUUUCUUGGAGAGGAUAAUCGCAGGGCAGUAGUUUUCACGAUCGACCGUCAUGCCGAGGUACCAUAGCUCGUUGUACUUGGCGGAUUCUGCAACAUAAAUAUGUUGGAUGUUGACGCCGUCGGGUGCGUCGCUGUUGUUUAGAAUGCUCGCGGCGAGGGCUUCAGCUGCUUGGGGGCUUUGGGCGGCGACAUUUUCACCGCGCAGGUCUUUGGCGAGUCCCUGGCGGCCCUGCCUCCGUAAUUGGAGU
Molecule: messenger RNA, 2237 nt
Organism: [Torrubiella] hemipterigena
Lineage: Eukaryota; Fungi; Ascomycota; Sordariomycetes; Hypocreales; Clavicipitaceae
Source: the annotation of a GenBank genome assembly